AUGGAAAAUAUAAAUGGGACAAGCAUAUCAGAUGAAAUAAAUAAUAGUUGGCAGAACGAGAAAGGAGACGGGCUUGAUGGAGGGGGAAUUGGGGAAAAGGAAAAUUGCGAGAAAAUGGUUAAACAGGAAGAUGAAAAAAGGGUUAAAAGGGGAAACAAAAAAAGGGUUAAAAAGGAGGAUAAAAAAAAAAAUAUUGAAGGAGAUGAAAAAAAAAAUAUUGGAGGAGAUGAAAAAAAAAAUAUUGGAGGAGAUGAAAAAAAAAAUAUUGGAGAAGAAGAUAAAAAAAGUGUUGAAGAAGAAGAUGAAAAAAAAAAUAUUGAAAGAGAAGAUGAAAAAAGUGUUGAAAAGGGAAAUGACGAGAAGAAUGUUGAAGAGAGUGACGAUAAGAAUGACGAAAAAAAUGUUGAAGAGAAUGACGAAAAAAAUGUUGAAGAGAGUGAAGAUAAGAAUGUUGAAGAGAAUGAAGAUAAGAAUGUUGAGGAGAGUGACGAUAAGAAUGUUGAAGAGAAUGACAAUUCUAAGUGUAACGAUUGCGAGCUGCAAAAUAAAAAAUUAAGAUCCUGUGGAAAUAACUGGAAAGGGAGUAACACAUUUAGUAAAUUAUUUGAAAACGAAACAAACGAUUAUAUAAAAUAUAAUACAAGCCCAGGAUUGUUAGAAAGAAGCGAAAAUAUAAAUGAUAAACAAAAUAGUAAAGAAAAUAGCAAAGGAAAUAUUUGCUAUCAGUUAAAUAAAACAGACCAAAUUAGUAUGUAUAAUUUUAAUCCUUAUCAAUUAGGAUAUCGACCAAAUAAUGGCUUAAACCCAUCACAAGGUUACGUAUUUAUAUAUCCCCAUACAACUAAAAAUUCUAAACCGCCAAAAAUAAGAAAAAAAAAAUUAUCAUGUUGUUAA
Molecule: messenger RNA, 894 nt
Organism: Plasmodium yoelii
Lineage: Eukaryota; Apicomplexa; Aconoidasida; Haemosporida; Plasmodiidae
Product: conserved Plasmodium protein, unknown function
Exons: 2
Coding region: 1-894 (297 amino acids)
Source: RefSeq, a predicted model, not a curated record